GUCCCAGCAAAGAUAAGGUCUGAGACCUAGCAGUCUAGAGGAAGUAACUACACGAACAAUUCAGUUGUGCACUUUUUUGAAAAACAACAACAACAAAACAAAAACAACAAAACAACAACAACAACAACAAAACAACACAACUAUUUCAGGAUGUUAACCACCAAAUUGCUAUUGCUGUUGAUUGUGACACUAUUGAUCAGGCAUGGAGGUAAGGAUGUAUGUUUAUAGAGGCUCUAGAUGUUGAUUGUGACACUAUUGAUCAGGCACGGAGGUAAGGAUGUAUGUUUAUAAAGGCUCUAGAUGUUGAUUGUGACAGUGUUAGCCAGUCAUCGGAAGAACUUUCUUAUCGUAGUUGAAGUAGAUCUUGUGCAAAAUGAUGAUAACAUUUGGUUAAAUAGCAAUUAGUAUGUCAGGUGUCAUUAUUGCCAUUGAGAUACAUUACUUUAUAAAUAACAUAUUAUGAUAUUCACACAUUUUCUGUUGUACGCUAGCACACACACACACACACACACACACACACACACACACAUAUAUAUAUAUAUAUAUAUAUAUUAUAUAUAUAUUAUAUAUAUAUAUAUAUAUAUAUAUAUAUAUAUAUAUAUAUAUAUAUACUUAUAUGAGUAUGUCUAUCAAUUCUGAUAUGUCGCUAAGUCCUAAUCAACCGAUUAGUGCUUGCCUACUUGGCCUGACUACUGGGUGCUUAGAUGCUUUCCCAGCAGGGCCUGACUACUGGGUGCUUCAAUGCUUUCCCAGGAGGGCCUGACUAUUGGAUGCUUCAAUGCUUGCCCAGGAGGGCCUGACAACUGGGUGCUUCAAUGCUUGCCCAGGAGGACCUGACUACUGGGUGCUUCAAUGCUUGCCAAGGGAAGGCCUGACUACUGGGUGCUUAAAUGCUUUCCCAGGAGGGCCUGACUACUGUGUGCUUAAAUGCUUGCCAAGAGAGGCCUGACUACUGGGUGCUUCAAUGCUUUCCCAGGAGGGCCUGACUACUGGGUGCUUCAAUGCUUGUCAGGGGAGGCAACUUCUGUGUAUACAUUGCCUCAGCGGGUGCAUUAAAAAGCACACACUUCAGACAAAAUAUAUAUUUUUAUGAAACGAGACAGACAUAAUAUAUUUCUUGGAUUCUGUAUUUCUGUGUUCCCACAAUUAGUAUUAUCGCUUCACCUCUGCAUGACUUACAGACACGGUCUUAGUACUGUUAGUUUUGGCUGCAUUUACAGUAAUGUUAGUUUGAGUGCAGUUUGAGUACUGUUAGUAUAUGGCUGCAGUUUCAGUAUUCUGUUAGUUUUGGUGGCAGUUUCAUUACUGUUAGUUUUUGGCUGCAGUUUCAGUGCUGUUAGUUUUGGUGGCAGUUUUAGUACUGUUAGUUUUGGUGGCAGUUUCAGUGCUGUUAGUUUUGGUGGCAGUUUCAGUACUGUUAGUUUUGGUGGCAGUUUCAGUACUGUUAGUUUUGGUGGCAGUUUUAGUACUGUUAGUUUUGGUGGCAGUUUCAGUACUGUUAGUUUUGGAUGCAGUUUUAGUACUGUUAGUUUUGGUGGCAGUUUCAGUACUGUUAGUUUUGGUGGCAGUUUUAGUACUGUUAGUUUUGGUGGCAGUUUCAGUACUGUUAGUUUUUGUGGCAGUUUUAGUACUGUUAGUUUUGGUGGCAGUUUCAGUACUGUUCUUUUUGGCUGCAAUUUCAGUACGGUUAGCUUUGGUGGAAGUUUCAGUACGGUCAUAAUAAUAAUGGGCUAUUCAACAUAAGAAAAUGUAUAAAUCAAAACAAACAUUUGACAAUUAAUUGCACUGAAUAUAUAUAUUAAAAAAACGAUCUAAAAGAAUGCAAAAUUCGUGAUUAAAAAAUAAGUAAAAAUUUCCGCAUAAAUUCUUUCUGUUUUUCCUUUAUAGCAUCAGAAGUCAACAUUACCAUCAGUCCAGCUGACGUCGACGAAGGCCUGACAGAAUCAUUCACAGCAAUCUGUACGUUUUCCCCCACACUUGGAACUCUGGUCACCCUGACUCUAUCCCGCGCCAACGAUACGUCCGGCGCAUUCCAAGAAUUGACCUCAAUCAACGGAUUUUCCACCCAAGCUGCCGCACAGCAAACAGUAGAAAACUUUACCGUCGCGGCCAACUUUAACGCAUCCGGUCUUUCGAGUUUAAAGCUCCAUUGGUCGUAUCCCACAGUAGAUCAAAAGGGCGUCUACAAAUGUUCAGCGGCUGGGCUGGACACGCUCGGGCACAAUAUUCUGGAGGAGGACGCUGCGACACUGACGGUCGGGAGGCCAGGGCAAAGCCAACUCUUGGAUAAAUUAAAACAAAUGGAUGCGCUCCUGAGAAGCUUCGAAGACAAAGUCACAGCGUUGGAAACCAAAGUCUUGCAUCUGGAAACAAACUUUACCCAGGAGGUGAACGAGUCGAAGUUUGAUCUGGAAAUGAAGUUUUUAAAUCUGGAGCGAAACUUGACGUAUGUGGCUGCGAAGAAUAAAGGGAACACGGAGCAACUCGAUCAAUUAAAGUCGAUAUUUUUCGUGGAUUCGAUUAGUUUCAACGACACCGAAUACUUUCUGUCAAGAGACAGUUUCGGAAACGCCAAUGUCUCUGCCGCAAUCUGCGCCAUGUAUGGCGGAUAUCUUGUGGAGUUUGACGACGCCGCUGAGUUCGAGGCGGUGACGUCUUUCAUACAUAAUUUCACCGGGUUUUUUAACGUCUACGUCGGGGGCGGAGAUUCGAGGCACGAGAACCACUGGGAGUUUGGACCCACCGGCCGGAAUGUGACGUGGACAAACUGGUACCAAGGUGAGCCCAACUCUGGGCCCGGGGCCGACUGUAUAAAAAUCUACAAGAUUUAUGACUGGCAAAUGUUGGACGCUGGCUGCUACAGCCAGGAUCCUGAGUAUAGGUUUAUAUGUGAAGUACCUUUAACGACCUAGUCGGUCUUGUGAUGAACCCAAGUAUUGUCUUGUGAUGAACCCAAGUAUUGUCUUGUGAUGAACCCAAGUAUUGUCUUGUGAUGAACCCAAGUAUUGUCUUGUGAUGAACCCAAGUAUUGUCUUGUGAUGAACCCAAGUAUUGUCUUGUGAUGAACCCAAGUAUUGUCUUGUGAUGAACCCAAGUAUUGUCUUGUGAUGAACCCAAGUAAUGUCUUGUGAUGAACCCAAGUAUUGUCUUGUGAUGAACCCAAGUAAUGUCUUGUG
Lymnaea stagnalis (great pond snail) is the source of this 3176-nucleotide messenger RNA. Lineage: Eukaryota; Metazoa; Mollusca; Gastropoda; Lymnaeidae. The record is from the annotation of a GenBank genome assembly.